This is a messenger RNA of Carlito syrichta (Philippine tarsier), 1626 nucleotides long. RefSeq names its product SAM and SH3 domain containing 3 (gene SASH3). Bases 204 to 1346 code for a protein of 380 amino acids. Gene Ontology annotation, molecular function: protein binding. Gene Ontology annotation, biological process: positive regulation of immunoglobulin production; positive regulation of B cell proliferation; positive regulation of adaptive immune response. The record is from RefSeq and is a predicted model, not a curated record. Gene Ontology annotation, cellular component: nucleus; cytoplasm. The transcript is spliced from 8 exons. Lineage: Eukaryota; Metazoa; Chordata; Mammalia; Primates; Tarsiidae.
GUCACGUGGCAGGGCUUCCUGUAUGCUGCUGCCACUGGGUGUCCAUGGCCCGCACCCCUAAGCUGCUACUGGAGCAGUCAGAGUGGCAGCCGGAGGCUCGGUCCAUGCCGUGCCCCCCGGACGGUGCUGGCGAGGCUUCCCAACAGGCCUCUGCAUCUUGACACCCAGGAGAGCAGGAAUAGAGUCUCCCAGGGUGGAGGACCAUGCUGCGCCGUAAGCCCUCCAAUGCCAGCGAGAAGGAGCCCACUCAGAAGAAAAAGCUCUCCCUUCAGCGCUCCAGCAGCUUCAAGGAUUUUGCCAAAUCCAAACCCAGCUCCCCCGUAGUGAGCGAGAAGGAGUUUAAUCUGGAUGAUAACAUUCCAGAAGAUGACUCAGGUGUCCCCACCCCAGAGGAUGCUGGGAAGAGUGGCAAAAAGCUGGGGAAGAAGUGGAGGGCAGUGAUUUCCCGAACCAUGAACAGGAAGAUGGGCAAGAUGAUGGUGAAGGCCCUGUCAGAAGAGAUGGGAGACACUCUGGAGGAGGGCUCGGCCUCCCCGACAUCUCCAGACUGCAGCCUGGACAGCCCCGGCCCGGAGAAGAUGGCGCUGGCCUUUUCCGAGCAGGAGGAGCGUGAACUCCCGGCGCUUAGCCGCCAGGCAUCGACGAGCAGUGAGCUCUGCAGCCCCAGCCCAGGCUCUGGCAGCUUUGGGGAGGAACCACCUGCCCCCCUGUACACAGGGCCCUUCUGUGGCCGGGCACGAGUCCACACCGACUUUACUCCCAGUCCCUAUGACCACGACUCGCUGAAACUGCAGAAAGGAGAUGUGAUCCAGAUCAUUGAAAAGCCACCUGUGGGCACGUGGCUGGGUCUGCUCAAUGGCAAGCUGGGCUCUUUCAAAUUCAUCUAUGUGGAUGUGCUGCCCGAGGAGGCCGUGGGGCCUGCCCGCCCCAGCCGCCGACAGAGCAAGGGCAAGAGGCCUAAGCCCAAGACUCUGCAUGAGCUGCUGGAGCGCAUCGGCCUGGAGGAGCACACAUCCACCCUGCUGCUCAAUGGUUACCAGACGCUGGAGGACUUCAAAGAGCUGCGAGAAACACACCUCAAUGAGCUGAACAUCAUGGACCCGCAGCACCGGGCCAAGCUGCUCACGGCUGCUGAGCUGCUGCUGGACUAUGACACUGGCAGUGAGGAGGCAGAAGAGGGUGCCGAGAGCAGCCAGGAGCCAGUGGCCCACACAGUGUCAGAACCCAAGGUGGACAUCCCGCGUGACUCUGGCUGCUUCGAGGGCUCGGAGAGUGGGCGCGAUGAGGCAGAGCUGGCCGGCACUGAGGAGCAGCUGCAUAGUCUCUCCUUGGCUGAAGCACCUUGAGGUGGAGUUGGCACAGGCUGAGGCUGGGCCCGAGCUGCAAGGCCACAGGGAUGGGCCCUGCACCCCUCAGCGGCCCAGGCCCAGAGGACUGACACUGAGCCUGGCCCUGCCUUCCCUGGGGCAUUUAGGCCCAUAGGGGGGCCCAAGACUCAGCUGUAGUGGAUGAGGAGCCACCCUGGGCAAGCCCUACCUGCCUGAGCCCCGCCCUCCACCAGUGACUGACAGCACAGCCCCUCUUGGCAUCGCCCCCAUCUUAAUCACGGCCACAGCAAGUGGGGCA